AUGGCGUCAAAACAAAUCCCCGGAAGUGACUUGACUCGCGUACCGCGCUUGACUUUUGCAUUCGUGGAGAACUUUGUUCAAGCUUACUCUAGGAGUGCAGGAACUUCUCAGCUGAACAAGGGGUUCAAGUACUACAGCGAGGGUUUCAUAUCCAGUCUAAAGGCUUCUUGUGAUGACAGCUGUUGCCGCUUGACUGCAAGGUGCUAUCGCUCACAGCGGAAAAACGAAUCCCCACAUGAUAUUCAGGAGGUAGAAGUUGUUGGCUACAAGAGAGAUAGUGAUGAGCAGCAUAAACCUGUGAAAUCUACCCUGUACAACCCAAUCCGUUCACCACUUCCUCCAUUUGAGCUUUUGUUUGACAAGCUGACUGUGUCUCAUCCUGACUCAUCUCUUUUCACCACUGUACCCCCAUCUGGUGAAUCCUAUCCACCUCUUGUGAAUACAAGGUUUGGCUUGUUUCACAAGGGCAGCUCAAUCAGUCAUCAACAGAAACUUUCACCAUCAUAUUUGUUGAAUAUUGUUGAUGCCUUUUUCCCAGACCUUCCUGUCAACAGUGACAAUACUGGGGACAAUCACUACAGCCAUGUCACUAAUGAGUCUCAAACUACCCUGCUUGACUCACUCUUGAUCAGCAAGGAGGAGGCUGUUGAGAUAGAGAAGGCUACCAGGCUGCAGGCUGAAGAUAAGAAGUGGAAGAGAUUGAGGACCCACAGAGUAACUGCAUCCAAAGUUGGAGAAAUAUCAAAGCGAAAAAAAGAUCCUGAAAACUAUGCCCAAAAGCUGAGGACCUCGACGAGAAGUGUCAUGACUGAGGCCAUGAGGGAAGGCCUUGCUAAUGAGCCAGUUGCUGUUGCAGCAUACAGCAGAGUGAAGGAUGAUAAGAUAAAUAUUUAUCCGUCUGGUAUUGUCAUCAACCCCAAGUGUUCCUGGAUGGCUGCCUCACCAGACAGAAAGGUGCUUGACCCAAGCACCAUUCCACCAUUUGGCCUCCUGGAAAUCAAGUGCCCUGACCUUAGUAACAAGGACAUCCAAGAUCUACAGUACCUGACCAUGGUCAAUGGUAACCUUUGCUUAAAGAAAAAUGACAACUACUAUCACCAAAUACAGAUGCAGCUAGCCAUGUCUGGCCUGGUGUGGUGUGAUUUUUUUGUAUGGUCAACAAAAGCCACUCAUUUAGAGAGAAUAUACUUCUGCAGAGAUAGCUGGCAGCAAACUAAGAAGAGGCUGAUAAGUUCUACUUUGAUUAUAUCCUAUGCUAAAAUUAUCUUGUAAAAAUAUGUCAUUAUCUCCGUCCAUCAGGUACUAGUAACUACAGAAUAAGAAAUCAGAAACUUAUUAAGUGUGAUAGGUAUGGUUUUAAUACUGGCCAUUAGACAACGAUUUGUCACUUGUUUUACAAGUAUUUGACAUCAAGCUUGAAAAACAAUUGUAAUGACCAUUCAUAAUGUCAUGUAACAUCGUUAACUAGGGAUGGCUAAAAAAGAUUGAUAAUCAAAACUAUUGUUGAUGUGAACAAUUUGUAACGAUUAUUGAUAUGAAAAUUGUGUCAUCGAUAAUAUCUUAUAUAAUCUAUUGUUAUGAGUAAAGUUUUAAUUUACAGAAGCAGACUUGUUAUGUCCAUUGCCAAAGACGGCAAUUUUGUUAUCCAAUAUUUAUCGAUAAUUGAUGGAUAUUUAGUUAAUGAUUAUCAAUCACUCAGAUCAAUAUCUAUAGCUAGCCCUAUUAUUAAUAUAUCAACAAGAAUAUUUAAUAAAUAACACAGCUUGUCUUUGCAACCAGUUUUCAACAGGAAUGAAUUUUCAAUGAGUAAAAGCUGCACUAAAUGUAUGUACAAAAAUAAACACUUAUAUAAGUGUUGUGAAUCACUUCCAUUCAUCCAUUCCACAUGUAUCAUAUUUCUGGAGCACUGUUUUAGAGUUGAAUUUUCUUUUUGAUAUCCAAUUGAAUAUCAAGUUUAACUUCAGAUGUCAACUUUUACAUUAGUUAUUAAUAUCAACAUGACAAAAAUGCACUUCUCUACAACAUAUAUGUUUGGGGUGCAAAACUAAAUAACUAUCGGUGAUUAUCAUUAAAUGGACAUUUGCAAUCUGUAUGCAAGUAAGUGAGUUAAAAUUUAAUGUCACAUCAGCAUUAUUUCAGCUAUAUAGCUAUGAGACCAAGUUGAUAUGUACACAGUUUGUUCAUGAAUACAAAGUUACAUUCAAAAACAAUUUAUGGAACAUAUUUGGGCAUAACAAUCUCAUGUAAACAGUUUUAAAACACAGGCUAUAGGCCACCUUGCUGGGGAUCAUGGGGACUUACAGUGCCUCGGCUUCCUGUAUGACA
Haliotis rufescens (red abalone) is the source of this 2325-nucleotide messenger RNA. RefSeq lists its product as uncharacterized. NCBI's taxonomy places the organism in Eukaryota, Metazoa, Mollusca, Gastropoda, Lepetellida, Haliotidae. Bases 1 to 1272 code for a protein of 423 amino acids. The transcript is spliced from 5 exons. The record is from RefSeq and is a predicted model, not a curated record.